CCUUCGCAAAGCAUUGUGGGAUUGGAUGCCGGCGAAAGCUUCUCGAAAGAACUGCCAAGAUGAUGCCCACACCGGUUAUCCUGCUGAAGGAGGGGACAGACUCAUCCCAGGGCAUUCCCCAGCUCAUUAGCAACAUCAAUGCCUGCCAGGUGAUAUCUGAGGCUGUCAGGACCACCCUCGGGCCCAGGGGGAUGGACAAGCUGAUGGUGGACAGCAGAGGUAAGGCUACUAUCUCCAACGACGGCGCCACCAUCCUGAAGCUUCUCGACGUGGUUCAUCCUGCAGCCAAGACGCUGGUUGAAAUUGCCCGCUCCCAGGAUGCUGAGAUUGGUGAUGGCACCACAUCCGUCACCCUCCUGGCUGCAGAGUUCCUGAAGCAGCUGAAGCCGUAUGUGGAGGAGGGUCUCCACCCUCAGACCAUCAUCAGGGCGUUCCGCACCGCCACCAACCUCGCUGUCAGCAAGAUCAAAGAGAUCGCCGUCUCUGUGAAGAAAGACGAUAAACAGGAGCAGAGGCAGCUGCUGGAGAAAUGUGCCGCCACAGCCCUGAACUCCAAGCUGAUCGCCGGGCAGAAAGGCUUCUUCAGCAAGAUGGUGGUGGAUGCUGUCAUGUCUCUGGACGAGCUUCUGUCUCUGAAGAUGAUUGGGAUCAAGAAGGUGCACGGAGGGGGGCUUGAGGAUUCUGAGUUAGUCAGCGGUGUUGCGUUCAAGAAGACUUUCUCCUAUGCCGGCUUCGAGAUGCAGCCAAAACGCUACGAGAAUCCAAAGAUCGCCCUGCUCAAUGUAGAGCUGGAGCUGAAGGCUGAGAAGGACAACGCUGAAGUCCGCGUGAAAUCAGUGGAGGACUACCAGGCCAUUGUUGACGCAGAGUGGAGCAUCCUGUACGACAAGCUGGAGAAGAUCUACCAAUCAGGAGCCAAGGUGGUUCUGUCAAAGUUACCCAUCGGGGACGUGGCCACCCAGUACUUUGCCGACAGAGACCUGUUCUGUGCCGGCAGGGUGCAGGAGGAGGACCUGAAGAGGACCAUGAUGGCCUGCGGAGGAUCCAUCCAGACAUCAGUCGGCGCCAUGACGGACGACGUCCUGGGCGAGUGUGAGCUGUUUGAGGAGGUACAGGUGGGAGGAGAGAGGUACAACAUCUUCAAGGGCUGCCCGAAGGCAAAGACAUGCACCAUCAUCCUGAGAGGCGGAGCAGAGCAGUUCACAGAGGAGACUGAGCGAUCGCUGCAUGACGCCAUCAUGAUCGUCCGCAGAGCCAUCAAGAACGACUCUAUUGUCGCAGGUGGAGGGGCCAUUGAGAUGGAGCUGUCCAAAUACCUACGCGAUUACUCCAGGACCAUCCCUGGAAAGCAGCAGCUGCUGAUCGGAGCGUAUGCCAAGGCCCUGGAAAUCAUUCCCAGGCAGCUGUGUGACAACGCCGGCUUUGACGCCACCAACAUCCUCAACAAGCUGCGAGCAAAACAUGCACAGGGUGGCAUCUGGUACGGCGUGGAUAUUAACAGCGAGGAUAUCACUGAUAACUUCGUCGCCUGCGUGUGGGAGCCUUCCAUCGUAAAGAUCAACGCACUGACAGCGGCGUCUGAGGCCGCCUGUCUCAUCCUGUCGGUCGACGAGACGAUCAAGAACCCCCGCAGCAGCGUAGAUGGACCUCCAGGUGGCGCCGGGAGGGGGAGAGGCCGCGGGCGCCCCCACGCUCACUAAUAGAACCCUGAUGAUGUUUAAAUCCAAACACAGAUACAGGUGGAGCGUUUCUGGACGCUGUUUUUUGUUGAUGUUUGAGAGGAAAAACAGCAGGAGUUAGAGAGGCGAUGUUCAUGAUCUGUUUUACUCCAGAUUCUGUGGACUUUCUUCUUGCCUUUUUGUUUCCUCUUGUAGUUUUUGACCAGGCAACUAAAACAUUUCAGUCACUUCCUCUGCCUUCCUGUAGCCAGUAAUGACAGCCGCUUCACCACAGUUUGGGACCCUUCAGGCCAGUCAUACAUCUGAUCUGACAGAGGCGGCCUGUAACCUUCAACCUGGUUUUGUUUAAA
Messenger RNA from Cyprinodon variegatus (sheepshead minnow), 2029 nucleotides. RefSeq names its product chaperonin containing TCP1 subunit 7 (gene cct7). Lineage: Eukaryota; Metazoa; Chordata; Actinopteri; Cyprinodontiformes; Cyprinodontidae. The transcript is spliced from 12 exons. Gene Ontology annotation, biological process: protein folding. The record is from RefSeq and is a predicted model, not a curated record. Gene Ontology annotation, cellular component: chaperonin-containing T-complex. Bases 60 to 1700 code for a protein of 546 amino acids. Gene Ontology annotation, molecular function: ATP-dependent protein folding chaperone; ATP binding; ATP hydrolysis activity.